Osmia lignaria (orchard mason bee) is the source of this 5723-nucleotide messenger RNA. Its product is annotated as serine/threonine-protein kinase ICK. The record is from RefSeq and is a predicted model, not a curated record. Gene Ontology annotation, molecular function: ATP binding; protein kinase activity. Gene Ontology annotation, biological process: protein phosphorylation. Lineage: Eukaryota; Metazoa; Arthropoda; Insecta; Hymenoptera; Megachilidae.
GUUCAAGUUUUAGUUAGCAUUUGUAACCAUGGAUACACGGCGAAGCAUGGCCGCUCGAUUAACAGUUUGCGAAUAAACGUUGCGCAGAAAGGUGAUCAAAUACGUGGAAUGCUGUUGAAUCAAGUGAUUUUUCUCCUCGUAUACCACUCAUUACGACCAGCGAAACUUAACUAUCGACGAAAAUCAAUAAUGGACGAGCUUUAGAUCGAGUAUAGGAAAGGUCGUCGUGUAUUUCGUUGACGACACGCGAACAGUCUAAUAUUAUACGGUGAAAACAAUCAAACUCGAAAAUAUAUGGCGUUUCAGUAGAAAUUGUUAUGAUGCGACUGAGGUACUUAACAAAUCAGCUGACAAGCUGAAGGGAAAAGCAUAGAGAAGCCAAAACACUGAUGAAGAUGAAUCGAUACAUCACUUUGAAUCAACUGGGAGAUGGAACUUUCGGUUCCGUCGUUCUUGGAGAACGCAUCGAUACCGGUGAAAAGGUCGCUAUAAAAAGGAUGAAGAGAAAAUACUAUUCCUGGGAGGAAGCAAUGAAUUUGCGUGAAGUUAAAUCCUUGAAGAAACUCAGUCACGCAAACGUGGUGAAACUAAAGGAGGUAAUCCGUGAGAAUGAUGUACUGUACUUUGUCUUUGAGUACAUGAAGGAAAACCUUUAUCAACUGAUGAAGGAUAGGGACAAACUUUUCCCCGAACCGGUGAUUAGAAAUAUAGUGUACCAGGUACUGCAAGGUCUGGCGUUCAUGCAUAAACAUGGUUUCUUUCAUCGCGACAUGAAACCUGAAAAUUUAUUAUGCAUGGGUCCGGAGUUGGUGAAGAUCGCCGAUUUUGGAUUAGCCAGAGAAAUAAGGUCAAGACCUCCAUACACGGAUUACGUGUCCACGAGAUGGUACAGAGCACCGGAAGUACUGCUCCAUUCUACGACCUACAACAGCCCGAUCGACAUUUGGGCAGUGGGCUGCAUCAUGGCCGAAUUGUACACAUUUCGACCAUUGUUCCCUGGGAAAAGCGAGAUCGAUGAAAUCUUUAAAAUAUGCUCUGUAAUCGGUACCCCAGAGAGGGACGAUUGGCCGGAAGGGUAUCAAUUAGCAGCCGCCAUGAAUUUCAAGUUUCCAAAUUUCACUCGCACCUCGUUGAACGUCCUAAUACCAAAUGCCAGUCAAGAGGCAGUGAUACUUAUGGAAGACAUGCUGCAAUGGAAUCCUAUUAAAAGACCCACAGCGCAACAGUCUUUAAGGUAUCCUUAUUUUCAAGUGAACGUUCCGCGUGCGAUUAACAGCAAAAAGAUUGGAGUCACCUCUCAACGAGAUCUUGUUUUAAACAAAGUAAAUCUUCCUCCUCCCAUGCCCAAGCAGUACUACUCCCAACAAGAUAUUCUUAACACGUUAGAAUCCAGUAUAAUAUAUUUCAACAUCUUUAGAGCGCAAGAGAAAAUGGUACAACCGACGCAAGAGCAACCGACGCUGCCCAUACUGAAUCAUAACAAUUACCUUCGCGAUAAUAAUCCCUCAAAAAUGGACGAGGACGAUUUUGCCGAGCUGUUAGGAAGCAAGAUCGUUCCCGAGAACGCAAUCCUUGCCCCAGAACGAGUGUAUAAAGAGAACCGUGCCAAUUGGAACGAGAAUUAUUUGCCAGACAAUCCGAAUCAGAGCAACGGGAACUGGGUGUUACCGCCUUGGAACGAACCGGCUGCGAUCAGUUGGAAUCAGUCGCAGUCGAGCUUGAAAAAUGGUCGAAAAGUAUCGGGGAAACAGCAUUACUUCAGCGUGGCUCGGUACGUCGCAGGGCAGAGCACAAGUUUGUCGUCCAGAAACGGUGAUGCUGAACCAAACCGACCUAGAUUAAUGCGGAAUUUGGUUGGCCAACCAAUGGAGAAGUAUGAAGAAUUCACGGACUCCUUCUGGGUGCCAAGAAACUCGGUAGAAAAUCAAACGAAGCAAUAUUACCUACCCCGAAAUCGUUACAUUACAGAUCAGACGUUGAGGCUGCCCUAUCCUAGCGUUUAUGGUACACAAACGAUCAAAUUAAUUAAUUUGAUAGAAACAACAAAUAAGGGAACCCAUCAACCGAAUGUCUAUGGAAGUGUACUGAACACAAAGGGAAGUGGAGGUCUUCAUGGAAGAACUGAUUGGGCUGCUAAGUAUCUGAAAUAACUACAUCAAAAGCAUUACACAUAUACCCAAGUUAGCGUAUACAAUUUAUUCAACUGUGAUAAAAUGACGUUUGUCGUUUCAUUGCAUUGCGAGGAAGACGUAAGUGAAUGAUACAAUGAUACGAAUAAUACAAAAGAACCAACUUACAAAAAAUUCAUACUUUUAAAAAUGUAAUCACUUCAUUAAUUAUUUUUUUCAAUUGCACGCAAGUGAUCACAUUUUUAAAAUAAUCUCGUUAAGCUCUAGUGGUCAAUGUUCAUGUAAUGAUAAUUAGGAAAAAAACAAUUUAUAUAUUUUAUCUUUCUUAUAGUGUUAUUGAAUUAAUUGUUGAGUAAUGCUGUUUUGAUAAUACUUACAUUAUAAAAUUCAGUAUAUUAAUCUUUUUUUUUUUUAAUAAUUUACUAAACAGAACUGUUGUAAAAGACAGUAAUGACUAAUGAUAAUGGUUAAAAAUGUAAUGUUUGAUUCCUAAAGAGUAUAAUACUUGGAUAAGAUAUAUUAAAGAAUAUAAUAUAUAUAUAUAUACAUAUUUAUUAUUUGUACAUGUUGAUUAAUUGCAAUAUGGAGUAAUUUCUGGCAUACAUAAAAAAUCAAUGUAAAAAUUAAUCACAUACAACUUUCUUUGUAUAAUUAAUAGUAAUCCUUUUUUCUUUUAAAUACAGUUCAAGAUAUGCUCAAAAAAUUACUCCGUGUCGCACUUGACAGAGUGUGUGAGGACAAAAUAUUAUAAUGAAAAACAAUAAUAUAUAAAACGAAAUGACUCUCCAUAUUUUCUACACAUAAUCUUUGAGAAGCAUUCUGAUACUGUACAUUCGUAAUCAUAUACCUCACUCAUUUCGUAAACUAUCGUGAUUUUAACUUUCAUUUAAUACAUUUGCCUUUGCAAUUGGUUGUAUCCUUGGAAAUUUUUUUAACAUAGUAUUAGCAUAUAUAUCUAUAUUUUGGAACUAAUGUGUUUACAAUAUAAGUUAAAAAUAAUAAAAAAUAUAUUACUAUCACGUAAUGAACAAUGACUAAAAUAUGUUUCUCUAUCACACAGUUGUAAAGUUAGAUUUGUUUUGUAAAAAUAUUUCGUAAAGGAACAUUUCAUGAAAAAAGUUCUUUUAUUUUUUUUUUGAAAAUUAUCUUCACGCACAAGAAUUUGUACACACAUAUAUCCCUGUUCCUAAAUAUUUAUCUUCUUAAAUUUGCUCAAAAAUUUAAAAAUCUUUUAACGAUGAUAUGUAAAAAGUAAGAUAUCUAAUAGUUCAUCCACCUUCAUAUCUUAAGGAUCAACCCUAAUCCAUAUGCUGUUUAUUUAAAAGGGUUUCUGAUAUUUGUGCAUCUUAGAAAUAUUGUAUAAAACAAAUCACCGUACAAGAUAAAAGUGUGAUAUUUAAUCAAUGAUCCGAUCGAAGUGUUUAUGAUAUUAAUCUUACGUUAUUUUCCCAACUUAUAAACGCUUGUUUAGUGAAGAAAUCUAUGCAGUUAUCGCGUAUGCAUUUCAUCUAAAUGAUCUCUAAGUAUACUUUAAAUAUACGAAUUACAUCUGUAAGCUGCUUGGAUGGGUGGUACAUUGGUGAAUAUUACACAUAUACAUUUAUCCAUUAAAAUAUAAUUUUAUAUUUGAAGUAAUCCAUCGGAAUAUGUUCGUAAAAAUGCUUCCGAGUAUGUAUUCGCAUACGUGCGAUCCGUCAGUUAAGUCCAUUUAAUUCACGAGCUUGGAUGAGCUUCAUUUAUGUGAUUUAACUUGUUAACAGAAAAAAUUUAAGGAAUCUACCCUUUUUUUAGUUACGUAUAUAACUUCUAUCACAAUACGUGAAUAUGGGUUUCAAGUUUCGCAUUUAUCUAUCGUGUAAAUUUAAUUACUAUAAAGAUUGAAAAUUUGAUUAUAGUUUUCCAUACAAUUGUGCAUAUGUUCUGAGAUAUAACAUAGAUUAAAAUUACGCUCUUGAAAGAAACACAUGCUCCAUUUUUUUAAAAUAUGGAAGUAUACCAUGAGUAUACGUAUUUUAAGUUCAUAAUAUCAACUAUCCACGCAGACUCAUAUAACAAUUUCUUACAGAAUAUAUCUGCGCAAUAACUUUAUCGCAUAAAUUUACUAUGUUUCAACCAUCAAUCUAACAACUGGAAGGACUCUGAUUCCAUAUUCAUUGGAUACAAUCGUUUUUUUUUUAUAUUAGUCAUUCCAGACAGUCCCAAAAAAACUUAACACAAUAGGUUCCUAUUAAAAAAUUAAUCAAGUCCUAACAAAUUAUAGGAGAUCAAAUUCAAUGUCAACAGUCUCUAAUCCCUUUCUCAUAUUAGGCAGAAUUAUUAGAAAACUUUGCCAUACUGAAAUUAUUUAUCGUCACAUUAUUUAAAGAUUACUUUUUUAUCUUCGUGCAACAUAUUGUAUAGUUAUUUGAAAUUUUUUUUCAUAUUUAACAAGGAAGUUUGAUAAGCGUGGAAUAUGAAAUUAUUCACAAUAGCAUGAAAGGCACAAUAUCUUUUAAGAGAAUAAAAUAUAAUGUAGAUUUAAAAACAUAUCUAGAACAAAUUUUGUUGAACUAAAAUUUCAAUUAAAAUCGUAUAAUAGUGCUCUAUUUUUACUUAUUUAUUGACUCCUGUUCAUUUCUGGUCAAAAAUACCUUCUGCGCAUCGAUCACCGUUUUGCUUAAAGUUUAAGUAAAAUCACUAUCAUUUAUGGAAUCAUAUAUUAAUGGAGAAUUUUAGUCUUUGUGUGUGUGCUCAGUCUGGCGAUAUUUUACGAUAAUUUGCAAAAUAAAAAUAAGUAAUGGAUAACUAAUAAACAAAACUGUUGUAUAAUUUUAUUCAAGUAACACCAGAUUCAACACAGCACAUAAACUUGUGUAUCCUAGUGUUGCAAGAUUGCACUAUUAACUGAGGCUGUAACAUUACCAAAAAUUUUCGAGGAUACAGUUGUAGAUGCAUCUGUCAUACUAGUAGUUAAUGUACUGAUAGUACUGUUAGAGAAUAUAGUGGAAUUUAAAAUAGUUGAUAAAACACUGACGGUAGUAUUUAUCUUUGGUGUGACAGUUUCUAACAUGGGUAAGGUGGAAGACACAGUAUUUACUAAAAUACUUGAGGUGGUACCAUUAUCCGGCAUAACAGAUAAUUUUAAUACCUUGUAACAUACAUCUUUUGCAUGAACUGAUGAUAGUCCAAAACAAGUGUCCAUCAUAUAUGCUAAUAAUGAGCCAACUGUUAAACCUGUAGUAUACGACAAAGUCAUAAUAUUACCUGAAAAAGAAACAUCGCAAUGUUAUAUCAAAUAAGGUGUUAAAUUACAGCUAAUAACAAUAUAAAUACCAGCUAAUUCGCGAUGACUCUCUGGAACUUUAGUUGGUGCCUGCAUCAUUGGUACUGAACCAACGAUACCAUUUGUAACGCCAAGUAAACAAGCAAAUAGUAAUGGAUAACCUUCACCAGAGAGAAUUGCAGCACCUCUUGGCAAUGCGCAAAGUAAAAAUAAAGGAAUUAAUAUGGCUCUAGCACUUGCGAAAUAUAAUAACUGUGUACGUUUCCAUUCGUAAGGAAUCAAUGCAAGCAUCUGAAACAUUAAAUAAUGCAAUAUGUGGUUUGAAAACUAAA